AUGAUGAUGCAGUUUUUGCCUCUUACAGAAUGUGUACCACUCCUCGCGAGCCAAUAUGCUACUACCAAAAUGUCUAACACCGGAAUAGAAUACAACGAGCUGAACGACGGGACGCGAGAAAGCCACGACAGUCCGAGCCAUACGUCCGAUACGGCGUAUGAGUCAUGCCUUAGCCCCUUGCACCCCGGUGAUAGCGGGAGCUUCAGUGCAACCAACUCGUGCGCAAUCUGCUGCGAUCGGGCCACAGGCAAACACUAUGGGGCCGCGUCUUGCGAUGGAUGUAAGGGUUUUUUUCGGCGUAGUGUUAGGAAAAAUCAUACAUAUUCCUGUAGAUUCUCACGAAAUUGCGUGGUGGACAAAGACAAACGCAACCAGUGUCGGUACUGUAGACUGAAAAAAUGUUUCAAGGCUGGUAUGAAAAAAGAAGCUGUCCAGAAUGAGCGAGAUCGGAUCAGCUGCCGCAAACCGAGCACGGAUGAUAAGAACACCAUCAACGGACUGUCGGUGAAGUUUCUGCUGCGGGCGGAAAACUUUAGCCGCCACUUCGGGGCCGCCCUGGACGAUACGAAUGAUGCCGACGAGGGCGACCUGUCGUCAAAGCGAUUCGCCAGCAUCAACGACGUGUGCGAUUCGAUGAAGCAGCAGCUGCUGAUAUUAGUAGAGUGGGCCAAAUCCAUUCCGGUCUUCGCCGAGCUGCAGCUGGACGAUCAGGUAGCGUUGCUGCGGGCGCACGCCGGUGAGCACUUGCUGCUGGGCCUAUCGCGCCGCUCGAUGCACCUGCAGGACAUGUUGCUGCUCGGGAACAACUGCAUCAUCACGAAGCAGUGCCCGGACGCAAACCUGUCGCCGAAUCUGGACAUAUCCCGCAUCGGGGCGCGUAUCAUCGACGAGCUAGUGAGUGCCAUGAAGGAAAUACACAUCGACGACUCGGAGCUGGCCUGCGUUAAGGCGCUAGUUUUCUUCGAUCCAAGUGCUAAAGGACUGAACGAACCCGCCAAAAUUAAAUCGCUAAGGCACCAGGUACUGAACAACCUCGAGGAUUACAUAUCGGAUAAGUUAUACGAGUCAAGGGGUCGCUUCGGAGAGAUUUUGCUACUACUCCCAGUGUUGCAGUCGAUCACGUGGCAGAUGAUCCAGCAAAUUGAACUUGCCAAAAUGUUCGGUGUGGCACACAUCGAUAGCUUGCUACAGGAGAUGCUGUUGGGAGGUGACGCAAUAGACACCUCGUCGACGAUAACGUCGCCCGUCAACAUCAUGAACACCAACAACAGUCCGUCGGACUCGUGCGACACAACGCAGCUGGCGUCGAUGGGCACGACGGUGGCCGAGCACGAACCACAAGACCCUCUGGUAGAAUUGUACAAAGAUGACAACGACAUCUUGCUCAUGUCCUCGAUGGACGCCGUAUCCGGCACGGUAUCAGCCAAUGGCUACUGCCAUCGCAAAGGUCCCGACCCGGCGACCGAUUCGCUAGGUACGCAAAUGCAUCCCUCAACGGUCGAGACUGGAGGAUCGGGAGAAUACAUGCAGCAGCAGCAGCAGCAGCAGCCGCAGCACCAUCCGGUUCAGCGACACUUCAAUGUUAGUGCGAGCGAUUCCACCGUGAACGAUAUCUACUUCCACGCGCCGACCAGCGUCGGUGCGUCAUCACUGCAGCUCGACUCGGACGUCACCAUGUACAACAACAAUAACCUAAGCUGCUGCCCGAGCGAGUUAACCACCGGAAAGGGCUGCGAGACGGUGAAGAUUGAGGCGAAACGUGAACCAGAGAACGCAUGAUUCCAAAUCUCUACACCAUUCACACUAAGCUAGCGGACCGUGCUGUGCAACAUGCAUGCGCAGCCGUUGUCAUAGUAACGCAAAGGGAAACACUACUGAUAUUUACGGUGCAAGAGGUACUAUACAGGCUACUACUAGGAUAGUUUUUUUCCCCCCGAUUUGAGUUUGCGUUAGGUUUUCCUUUUCUUUAUUUUUUUGUUGUUAUGGUAUUUUUUGUUUUCGUUACUUUCGGUCUCUUUGGUUAUGGGGCAAAUUAUCGCAAUAUUUGACAAGAUAAGUCCACGAUAAGAACGCGAGAAGCGAAAUGAUAAUUGAAGAUAAUACAACGGCCGUAUAUUUUUCUCGGCCGUUUUUGCGAGUUUGGCGGGUUUGUGGCCAAAAUGUUGCUGUUGUUUUAGGGUGCGGAGUAGUAGGGAGGAGUAAAAAACCGUUAGGUAGUAAUUAAACAUUAGGCGUAAAACGUAAAGUCAAACUCAUUCUGUGAGGCAGGAUUUUUUUUAUGUACAUACAGGUGCAUCGGGAGGUGAUUGUUAUACUCUUUUCUUAGGUAAGGUUUUCCCCUUCACGCUAACGUAAAGGAAGGUACCAUAGACUUGUUUUUCUUCUGUGUUUUUUUUCCUGGGACGAAAAGUGCAAAUAAAACGACUGUUAUUUCUGUUUCUGUUUCGGCCUAUGAUAAAUGCCAAAAAAGACAACUAUGUGUGUUUUUAUUGCUUUCAAUAAAAUGGACUGGUAUAA
Anopheles coustani is the source of this 2517-nucleotide messenger RNA. RefSeq names its product hepatocyte nuclear factor 4-gamma (gene Hnf4). NCBI's taxonomy places the organism in Eukaryota, Metazoa, Arthropoda, Insecta, Diptera, Culicidae. Bases 1 to 1779 code for a protein of 592 amino acids. Gene Ontology annotation, biological process: cell differentiation; regulation of transcription by RNA polymerase II; anatomical structure development. The transcript is spliced from 7 exons. Gene Ontology annotation, cellular component: nucleus. Gene Ontology annotation, molecular function: nuclear steroid receptor activity; nuclear receptor activity; RNA polymerase II cis-regulatory region sequence-specific DNA binding. The record is from RefSeq and is a predicted model, not a curated record.